This is a messenger RNA of Pocillopora verrucosa, 2013 nucleotides long. RefSeq names its product LIM/homeobox protein Awh-like. Lineage: Eukaryota; Metazoa; Cnidaria; Anthozoa; Scleractinia; Pocilloporidae. The record is from RefSeq and is a predicted model, not a curated record. Gene Ontology annotation, cellular component: nucleus. Gene Ontology annotation, molecular function: RNA polymerase II transcription regulatory region sequence-specific DNA binding; DNA-binding transcription factor activity, RNA polymerase II-specific. Gene Ontology annotation, biological process: regulation of transcription by RNA polymerase II; neuron differentiation.
AGAUGUCCGCCAUAUUGGUAGUGUGAGCGGAAGUUCUCUUCAUUCUGCGGUGUUUAUUGUGACGCACUUGACUUGAGAGAUCUCAUACAUGCUGCCUCUUGAUCCAUGUGAAGCCUAAGAGUUGCGUGCCACGAUCUUAGACGGAAGUUUUCAUGGUGGGCCGACAUCGAGAACAGGCGGUGAUGCUGAUGACCACUGCUUGCGAGGAAAAAUCUACGGCGAAUUUUACUCGCGAAGUUGGAGACCAGUCUUCGGCACAUGGAGAGAAGUGUGCUGGGUGCAAAGGCAGAAUUAUGGACCGAUAUCUUGUGAAGGUCAGUGGGAAGGCAUGGCAUACGGGCUGUCUUAAAUGCUGCAUGUGUGGAUUAGAGCUCGGCAAGGAGGCCACUUGCUAUACCAAGGAAGACAAGAUUUACUGCAAAACCGAUUAUGCAAGGCAGUUUGGCACUAAAUGUGCCCGAUGCGGACGAAGUAUCCACGCAAAUGACUGGGUGAGACGCGCGCGGAGCAGCGUCUACCACCUCGCGUGUUUCGCGUGCGACGCUUGCAAGCGACAACUUUCUACAGGCGAAGAGUUCGCGUUAAAAGAAGGACAUGUUCUUUGUAAAUUACAUUACAUGGAGAGUUUGGAAGUUUUCCCUCCCGAUAACUCCUCGCAAGAUGUUGCUCUUUCUUACUGCACUCAAAGUGAUGGAGGGAUUGAAGACAUGUUACAAGACGCAGACAGCGAAGAUUCACCUUCCAGCGGCGGAAUUCUAAAAUGUCAUAAAACCAAACGAGUACGAACCACAUUUACCGAGGAACAACUACAAAUCCUUCAAGCGAACUUCAACAUCGACUCUAAUCCGGACGGGCAGGACCUGGAACGAAUCGCACAGUUGACUGGGCUUAGUAAGAGAGUAACACAAGUUUGGUUUCAAAACUCGCGCGCGAGACAGAAAAAAUACGGUACACCUUUGUUCUCUUCCAGCCCGAGAACACCAAGCGCGGCCAGCUUUUGAUUCUGGCGAGAUUUUAAGGAAUUCAAAUACUCGUGCCAUCAGAAGUAAUUGCAGCAGCCAGCUAGAUGCGUUUGAAAGGGAUCAGUAGAAAUCGGACGAAAAUGAAAACACGCCAUUACCAGAGUUUUCAGCCCUUGUCACUUUUGAGCUGUGUGUGUCUUCACAGUUGGAGAAGUUAUUUUGAAAUAGAGAGGACUUUAAUCCAAUGAGUGACCGAGAGAACUGUGGUCGUUUCAGAAAUAUUGAUUUUAAAAAUCUCUUAUUUUCCGAGGAGAAUAUUUACUAAAAACUAAGAAGCGUUUGAAUUCAGAACCACUUUUAACCCUUUUGAAGGAAUACAGUAGGGAAUGCUUCGCUGCCUUAAUGUUAAUGUCUGUAGUAAGUCUUUAACUCCGACGGUAAAAACUGCACUGCUACGUAGGACUUCAGUCAAAACAGUAGACUAGAAUCGCUCAGUGAACUCUUUACACUAUCAGAGUAAAUUUCUCUAUUAGAAGAGCGGCUAUUAUUUAUCGCCCAGAAAAAAAGGGGGGGCUGGGUCGGAGGAUUUUAAUUGUGUCACGAUAAACCCGAUCCCUCCGUUAGACUCUGUAGUAUUCUAAUGAUUCCCCCUCGUUGAUAGUCAAUUUUCUCCAGGCCCCUUCUUACUCUAUCAGCGACGGUUGAUUCCCCCUCCAUUUCUCCUGAAAAUCAUGUGAUAUACCCAAAAUCCCCCGACACCCACCCCCCCCCCCCCUCCUGCUUCCUCCAGCGAUAAAUAAUGGCUGUUCCAAGGCAAUAUCAACCAGAACAGGACUGGUCCGUGUUCUCUCGCAAGAAACUCCGCCACUAAAAUGUUGUAAUAUAUUGGCAUAAAGGAAAAACAAAUAAUAUUUAACUUCUUAUACAAGAAAAGAAUGUGCAGUAUAUAUGAGGUCGUAGCUAUGUGUAAAUUUUGUCCAUAGAAUAUGAACACUCCUCCCAGAAGAGGUCAAAGCUGUGCACUUGGUGCGUCCGCAAGUUGCUAUAAAUA